AUGCCACGUGAUGCUGCUUCGCCUGUUUUAGAUCACGUCACCAUGAAGGUGAAUGAUGUUGAUUACCAAGGAGGAUUNGAACGAGACGAUUUAAACCAACUAUUCGAAGCAAUGAGAAGCAAUUACAAAGCAUGGUGCNUAGGUUUUGCACCACUAGCCGUAGGUGGUGACAUGGAUUCAGUCGUGGUACAAGAAUUCAACAGAACACUAUUCAACAUGAGUCCAGACAUACGUCAACGUUAUCUUGCAUAA
Messenger RNA from Arabis nemorensis, 252 nucleotides. The record is from the annotation of a GenBank genome assembly. NCBI's taxonomy places the organism in Eukaryota, Viridiplantae, Streptophyta, Magnoliopsida, Brassicales, Brassicaceae.